GGCCUACUGUGUGUUUUUACACAAAGAGGUAGAGAGGCAGAAGUAUUUGUUAUAACUGAGCUAAAAAGGCUCAACCUCAAACACAUUAAAGAAAAGUAGGCCUGAGCAAGGUGAAAGUCUUCUGAGAGUUUGAUUGUUCUUUACAACCAGGACGAAAUAUGACGUCUGAAAUACCAGAGAAUGCAGGAGGAAUGCAAAAAGGAGCAAAAAAGUGUCCCAUAGGGGACAAACAUUUACCUGAGGUGACGCAGAUCUGGAAGGAGUGCCAAGAGGAGAGCUUUUGGUACAGAGCACUUCCACUCUCACUUGGAAGCAUGGCUAUCACUGGUGGUCUAAUCUACAAUGGGGUUUGGAAACGAUCAAAGCGAUUUGGACCAUUCCCUAAACUAGCAUUGGCAGGUCUUGUUGGUUACCUAGUGGGAAAGGCUUCUUACAUGGGAACAUGUAGAGAUAAGUUUCAAAAAAAGCUGGGACCGGAGUUCAGCAAAGGCUUUGGCCCAGGCUGGGGUCCAGGGUUUGGAGGUCAUGGACACAGACACUGCACACAUGUAUGUCAGGAGUGUAAGAAGGCAGAAGGAGCUGGAACGGAGUCUGUAAAACCUACUGAAACCUGAUGAAAAAUUAAUACAAAAUACAAUACUGGCAUCGACCAAAUGUAAUGCAGACACUUGUACAGUGACAUCAGCAGUCUUAUAAUAGCGCACAUACUUUUGUUACUUCAUUUGUAUUGAAAAGGAACUGAAAUAAAGCUUGGUCCUAUAGA
Messenger RNA from Silurus meridionalis, 763 nucleotides. It is a transcript of the gene ociad2, whose product is annotated as OCIA domain containing 2. Bases 159 to 614 code for a protein of 151 amino acids. Lineage: Eukaryota; Metazoa; Chordata; Actinopteri; Siluriformes; Siluridae. Gene Ontology annotation, cellular component: mitochondrial inner membrane. The record is from RefSeq and is a predicted model, not a curated record. The transcript is spliced from 6 exons.